Messenger RNA from Symbiodinium pilosum, 723 nucleotides. The record is from the annotation of a GenBank genome assembly. NCBI's taxonomy places the organism in Eukaryota, Dinophyceae, Suessiales, Symbiodiniaceae.
AUGACUUCCUUGGUUGGAGAUCCCUCUGAGCCAGACAGCCCGGAAGAGGCUGCUUUGGACGUGCUUCACCUCGUCCCAAAGGGAAGGGCAGCCGUUCUGGGCGCAGAGGAGAUCACCUACCACGGCAGCAUCAAGCCGGAGGCCGGCGUCUGUUGGGUAUCCUUUCCCGGCAAGUUCAAGUCUGGCUGGGAUGCCCUUGUGGCAGAACGACAUGGGGACAGUGUGGCCUGCGUGUUCCUGUGCAAGGCCAGCGACGGGCUCGGUCAGCACGAGAAGGAUCCGGAGAGCGAGGAUGGCUGUUGCUACUGCCCACGCAUCUACGGAGAACGCGAUUUCAAGACCUUUGGAUACCUGCACAACAUCAAGAAGGAGCGUGCAAAGUGCACGGAGAAAGAAAUCGACAUGAUCUACGAGAAGGCCACGGCCAUGAAUGCCGCGGUGAUAUUUGUGGAUGACAGCCCAGAGGUGAAAAGGCAAAAGGAGAAGGAGGCCGAGCAGCUUUAUCGAGAUUGCGGGAAGACUGCGGCGUGGGGGUGCCGCUGGUAUGUUGUCUGGCUAGAGCACGUCGAAGAAGCCGUGCAACGAAAGCAGCGGUUAAAAGUCGUAUUCUUUCCCAACGAGGUGGACAAGGGCUUCGUGCCGAUGAAGGAUCUGCGGACUGCAAACCUCUGGGAUGGAGUGGGCUGCGGCGGUUCUCAAAAAUGUGAGAUAGCCACACUCAAG